AUGUUCAAUUUGAGGACUCGUUCAUUCCAGUAUGACAUUGUAACCUCGGCAUUCUGCAAAGGAUACGCCGAACCUGAUGACUUCCGUAACACGUCGUCACCACAGUCACUUCCCGAUUGCAAUCCACCGCUCGAUUCCCGCGAGAUCAUCCGCGUUUUUUCACUAGACUUCUUACAGCUGAUUUCAUGUGGAGGAUAUUAUGCAGCCUCAUUCCACUCCGUGCAUGACGUCCUGACAUUCGGCGCUGUUAUUGAUCGCAGAAAACCCGGAAUCCUAGCGUGCUUUCCUUCCAUCCAAUCUCCUGUGUGGUCCUGUCGACCUAUUGGUACUCUGGAUAUCGUUCCCAAGUAUUCAAACUCAGUCCCUUCGCUGGUUGAUCUCACUUUCGUGAAGAAUAAGAAUAACGACAAAUGGGAAAUGGCUAUUCAGUUCUCAUUACGACUACCACCAGAGGAUUACCGCGGACUCCGGACUGCAUAUCUCGUGCAGUCACUCCCUUUUUACAACGGUGUUUCCAGUGAUUUCGGUAUACAAUUUGCAUAUCUAUCUAGCCCUCGCCAUUAA
Messenger RNA from Marasmius oreades (fairy-ring Marasmius), 564 nucleotides. RefSeq lists its product as uncharacterized. Lineage: Eukaryota; Fungi; Basidiomycota; Agaricomycetes; Agaricales; Marasmiaceae. The coding region runs from base 1 to 564 and encodes 187 amino acids. The transcript is spliced from 2 exons. The record is from RefSeq and is a predicted model, not a curated record.